GCUCCACAAACCUUUCCAUGUUGCCAUCUAGUGCAGUGCAAGGAUCAACCUAGCAAUCGGUAUAAAACGCCCGCCUCGCGCCGAGUCUUGUGGAGGUCGCAUUUAGUUAGCAGAACUGACAUCAGAAAGUGGAACAAGCAAAGUUGCAAAUGGUGAAAUCACCAUUGAAUUGGAACCAAUAAUUCGAUUCGGCUGUAUAGGUAUCCUAAUUGAAAAUUGCACAUUUUACUUCCAGAUCUGCAAGGUUGCAACUGAUCAGACCUCCGCUCCAGGCAUGGGUGUGAAGGUCCUCAAGUGCUUCUCCUGGUACAGACGCUGUAAGGAACGAUGCAAGGCUAAACAGUGCCCCCCACCUGCAGUCCCCAGAGAGGAGAUGAAGCCUCGCCUGUCGUCUACGGUGUCGUGUGGUAGCCAGGGCGAGGGCGGUAGCAGCCUGAGUGGAUCCCAGAUCUACUUCUCCACCAAGGCUCGCCUCUCCUUUAGACACCAGAUGGACAGCAACUUCAACGCAGUGGACGCAACCUGCUGAGUAAGAGCAGCCUCGACAGCCUGGGUAGUGUUCAUUAGGCAUCAAAUGAAAGAAUAUAGACUGAAUCAGGGAGGGACUACCUGGGCUUGUCCAAUCAUCAUCAUCACCACCCCGAAAAAUGAACUCUCACCCCUCCAUUAUAUGGCAGCCAUUAUUCUAGCUCAACAGAACGGGGAAUGGGGCAGAAGUUGAAUGCAAAGGACUGAGACUUCACCUACUCAGUGGUGCAUAAAUACAUCGUUCUCAACUCUCCCUUCAGAGAUGACUGUGAAAGGAGGAAUAUAUCACAGCAGAUUGAGUUCUUCACUACAGAGAAAGACUAAAUGCACUGCUAAUGUAGCUAGUGGAGGUGGAGAAAUGUAAUGUAGAAAUGUUUACAAUGUUAUCAUACUAAGUGCAUUAUUUUCCUUUUGUUUUUCUGCCCACCCUUUUUAUUUCUACGUUCCUUUUUUCCAAUGUGUGUGUUGGGGUGUAAAUUACUGGCUUGGUUUGGUCUAGGGCCAGGUAAAAGACCACAAACUGCAAACAAGUGUCUUUAAAAUACUAGCUGGAGAAUAUGAUUUGUAUGUGUUAGGGAUCCCCAUUAGCUGCUACCAAGGCAACAGCUACUCUUCCUGGAGUCCAAACACAUUAAGGCACUUAAAUCACACAUAAAAGAUAAAACAGUACAUCAUAUAACAUUAUUACACCAAUAGAUACCUACAAUGCAAAAUGUAUAAUACCACCAUACAACAAUAUCAUAAUGUACAUGUGUGGAUUGCGUGCGUAAGAAUGUAAGCACUCCCAACUUUAAAUACAGGCUUUUAAAAAAAAUAUCCUGACAGUGUCCUCACUUGCUGAGAAAAACAUGGUAACUAGAUUUGAUCAGAUUAGCUGAUAAAGACAGUAAUGAGUUUCAGAGUUUGUGCCUUUAAAAAAAACUUAAUUUAAACAUUUCCAAAGCUUUGACGAAGGCCUCGAGGCCGAUACGUAAAGUUUAAUAAAGAGCAGUGUGCGGGUUUCUUCUUUCCCCCCCUCACUUUAUUCAGCAGUUACCAAGCACCUGCAACAAAGAUAGCUCAGAUGUGCGAGAGUGCCUUUUGAAACAUUUCCAAGGUGAAAUGAAUUUUGGUGCCAGCGAUCUUCUAGUAGUGCCCUGCCUAACUGACUGAGUCUACACUUUAUUUGGCAGCAUUGCCCUCUCCAUCUCACAUGCAGCUUUUACCUUGACUGACUUCUCAUGAAAUCUUCUGGGGAACAUCAAUGAAGUGACCAGAAAGUCAACAGAUGCUUCACAUACUAGUUUAAGGACAUGUCAUCCCCCCCCCCACUUGUAAUUGUGUUGUGUUUGUAGAAAUCUAAGUUCUAGAUACAAAUUGAGAAAUAGUUGUAUGAGUGAUGAGGUAAUAGCAUCUCACUGACACCACUUCUGGGGGUUUGGUGAGAAGAAUCUGGACUUUUUCCACAUUUUGUUGUUACGACCUGAAUUUAAAAUGAAAUGUAGAUUUGGUGUCACUGGUCUUUACACAAUACCCCAUAAUGUCAAAGUGGAUUUAUGUUUAGACAUUUUUACAAAUUAAUUAAAAAUGAAAAGCUGAACUGUUCUGAGUUAAGUCUUCAAAGCAUUUGAAAUAACUUCAGGAAUACAAACAAGUCAGACAUCCUGUGUGCAAUAAGUGUAACUUUUCUUUAUGACUACCUCAUCACUGUACACCACACAUACAACUUUCUGUGAGGUCCCUCAGUCGAGCAGUGAAUUUCAACCACAAAGACAUGGGAGGUUUUCCAAUACCUCACGAAGGGCACCAAUUGGUUAGUGGCGAAAAAUAAUAAUUUGAAUAUCCUUUUGAGCGUGGGGAAGUUAUUAAUAACACUUUGGAUGGUGUAUCAAUACACCCAGUCACCAACUCAGUUGACGGAGAGGAAGGAAACCGCUCAGGGAUUUCACCAUGAGGCCAAUGGUGAUUUUAAACCAGUUGGAGUUCAAUGGCUGUGAUAGGAAACUGAGGAUGGAUCAACAUAGUACUUAUUCCACAAUACAUUUGUCAUGCCGUACACUUUCAAGAUGAUUUAAGUCAAAACUGUAACUCGGCCACUCGGGAACAUUCAAUGUCGUCUUGCUAAGUAUCGCCAGCGUAUAUUUAGCCUUCCGUUUUAGGUUUAUUGUCCUGCUGAAAGGUGGAUUUGUCUCCCAGUAUCUGUUGGAAAGCAGACUGAAAUCAGGAAUAGUAUACAAUCCAGGUUUCAAAGCUCUUGGACAUUUACCAAGAAAAAGACUCACAGCUGUGAUCACUGCCAAAGGUGAGUCAAACAUGAAUUGACUUCGGGGGUUGAUAUACUUAUCUAAAUAUUUGAUUUUCCAUUAAUAAAAAACAUUGUUUAAAUUUUCUUCCACUUUGACAGAGUAUUUUGCGUACUGUUGACAAAAAUGACAAUUUAAUCAAUUGUAAUCCCACUUUGUAACAACAAAAUGUGGAGAAAGUCAAGGGGUGAGAAUACUUUGUGAAAGCACUGUAUGCAAUCCCCAAUAAUGGUAACAAAAACAUUGAUGAUUUGCCCAAUGUUCAACCAUUUGAAUGGAAAUCAAAGAUCCCAACAUUUUACUUUAUUCUUGUUGUAAUGGGAAUGGCUGAAAUGUACUACUAACAAAUGUAAUACAACAAAUAAUUUGCAUACUAAAAUGUUUUGGUUCAUUCAUUGAGCUUAAUAUUGUGAAAUGUGCAAAUAUCUAAUGAAGAUAUUUUUCUUUCAACCUUAUUCAUUACAAAAUAUUGUAAUUGGUACAAAAAGAUGAAUAAACUGAAGACAGUCCGA
Oncorhynchus masou masou (cherry salmon) is the source of this 3322-nucleotide messenger RNA. RefSeq lists its product as uncharacterized. Bases 275 to 529 code for a protein of 84 amino acids. The record is from RefSeq and is a predicted model, not a curated record. The transcript has 3 exons. NCBI's taxonomy places the organism in Eukaryota, Metazoa, Chordata, Actinopteri, Salmoniformes, Salmonidae.